AUGUCACCCGACCAAAUCCACGACCUACUGCUUACCUGUCUUGAGUCUACUUCCUUCCAAUGGCGAGGUAACUACUACAAGCAACAGGAGGGGGCAGCUAUGGGAUCACCCCUUUCACCUAUAGUUGCCAAUCUAUACAUGGAAGAAUUCGAGUCGACAGCCAUUCGAUCAUCGCCUCUCCUACCCAAGAUCUGGCUCAGAUAUGUAGAUGAUACAUUCGUCAUUUGGCAACAUGGUAGACGCAGCUUAGAAGAUUUUCUCCUUCAUCUCAACUCUCAUCACCCCAGAAUCACCUUCACGAUGGAGAAGGAGAAGAAUAACUCCAUACCUUUCUUGGAUGUUCUCGUUACACGCGAACCCAACAACCACAUAUCCCACCAAGUAUACCGCAAACCAACCCAUACUGAUAGGUAUCUUCACUUUAAAUCGUUCCACCACCCGUCUAUCCUACAGUCUGUUCCAAGAACAUUGGUCAAGAGGGCGCACUCUAUCAGCGAUGACAACCACCUGCAACGAGAACUAGAUCACAUCAAGUCGACACUCGUGACCAUAAACGGUUAUCCUCCACACAAGAUCAAGACCAGACCAACCUCUUCUCGUCCGAAGGAGCCCACCAAAGCUACGGUUGUCUUGCCUUACCUAGGUCCUACUUCCCACAAACUUCAACGCAUAUUCCGAGCAGCCAAAAUUGAAGUGAGACACCGAUCUUCCAACAAGUUACAUGCUGCCCUUUAUACUCAUAAGGACGUCAAACCCUCAGCGUCACGCCCUGGAGUAUACAGGAUACCAUGCUCUUGUGGAAAGGUAUACAUCGGUGAAACUGGACGCAACCUGACUACCAGACUCAAGGAACAUCAGAACAGCUACAACAAGGGGGAAUGGGAGAAGUCUGCGAUAGCCAAACAUGCUAACCAACUCCAACACAAGAUUCUAUGGGAGGACGCCAAGUUACUAACAUCAAUCAAGCACUGGCAUACCAGACGGGUACGAGAGGCCAUAGAGAUCACCCAACACGACACAGUACCACAAGACAGCGGCCUACUCAUCAACAAUAUUUGGAACCCACUGCUAAACAAGACUACCAAUCAAUAG
Messenger RNA from Lytechinus pictus (painted urchin), 1092 nucleotides. RefSeq lists its product as uncharacterized. NCBI's taxonomy places the organism in Eukaryota, Metazoa, Echinodermata, Echinoidea, Temnopleuroida, Toxopneustidae. The record is from RefSeq and is a predicted model, not a curated record. Bases 1 to 1092 code for a protein of 363 amino acids. The transcript has a single exon.